UGUUGGAGAUUAGCUUUGUUCGAUGCCCUACUCAAGAUUAUGGUCAAAUUUUAAAUUUUCUAAUGGAAGAUUUGAUAAAUUUUUAUGUUCAGUCAAAUGCUAGAAUCUGGAGUGUUUAUCCAAACGUUGCUUUCUCUUUAUCGUCAAAUUGUUAUGGAAUUUGAAGUCUUAUGUUCCCAUCUGAACUGGAUGGGAAAAAUCCUUGGAUUUUAAAUGAUUAUGAAUUAAAAUUCAUGGGGGCAUUGAUUGCAAUUUAUAAAUAGGAGAUGGGGGGAGAAAUAUAAUAAGGGUGAGGGACUAAAUAAGAUAGUGAAGCUCUUCACCUGCCGUGCAUAUCAUGGAUCUGAAAGAGGCUUCUCUUUUGGCCAAAAAUGUAGCCAAGGGAAGAUGGUUUGUGGUAUUCAUAUGCUUUCUGAUAAUGUCCCUUGCAGGAGGGACAUAUAUAUUUGGUAUAUAUUCAGAAGCAAUAAAAACCGUCCUGGACUAUGAUCAGGAAACUCUGACCACAUUGGGGUUCUUCAAAGAUCUGGGAGGGAAUGUUGGAAUUCUGUCUGGUCUGAUUAAUGAGGUCACUCCACCAUGGGUAGUUCUGGGGAUAGGAGCUAUUAUGAACAUCACUGGUUAUUUGAUGAUCUGGUUGUCUGUGACCCAAAGGAUUGCCAGACCUAAAACAUGGCAGAUGUAUUUGUACAUAUGUAUAGGAGCAAAUUCUCAGACUUUUGCCAAUACAGGGGCUCUGGUUACCUGUGUCAAGAAUUUUCCUCAGAGCAGAGGAAGUGUGCUGGGAAUCCUCAAAGGAUUUGUGGGGCUCAGUGGAGCCAUCUUCACUCAAAUAUACCAUGCAAUUUAUGGGCAGGACAACAGAGGGGUAAUUCUGCUGCUGGGUAUCCUGCCAGCUGCUGUAUCCCUUGCUGUCAUGCUAAUAGUGAGACCCACUAAAGUUGUUUCAGAUAAGAAGGAGCUGAAACGCUUCUAUAGUUUUCUUUACAUAGCCCUAGCCCUUGCAGGGUUCCUGAUGAUUAUGAUCGUGGUGGAGAACAGAGUGAAGAAUUUUCCACAGUCAGGCUACCAAAUUGUUGCUGCCUUAGCAAUCCUUUUCCUCAUGUUUAAUAUUGUUGUGGUUGUAAAUGCAGAGAUGGACAGCAUGAAGCUACAAAGAUUGACUUCUCAGAGCACAAAUGGGUCUCUGAAGCCUGUGCAUAUUGAUGUUAAAGAAGAUGAAGUGAAGAUCAAAGAUGAUGAAAAACCCAAAGCUGAGAUCAAUUUGGCAAAUUUUAUCACUGAAUCUGUUGCUUCACAGGAAGCCAAAGGCAGUGAGCAGCCCAAAUCCUUAAGAUCCCGUCUGGUCAAAAUGUUCAAGAGCCCUACAAGAGGAGAAGACUACACUAUCCCCCAGGCACUUGUGAGUGUGGACAUGAUAAUCUUAUUUGUAGCCACUACUUGUGGGGUUGGAACCACUCUCACUGCCAUUGACAACAUGGGUCAGAUUGGGAAAGCCCUAGGAUACACUCCUGUAAAUAUCAGCACUUUUGUUUCUCUCAUCAGCAUCUGGAACUUUCUAGGUCGUGUGGUGGCAGGGUUUCUGUCUGAGUAUCUGCUUCAAAAGUACAAAUUUCCUAGGCCUUUGAUGUUCACAAUAAUUUUGCUUAUUGCCUGUGUUGGGCAUGUCUUUAUUGCUUUUGCUCUGCCAGGAUCACUGUAUGUAGCCUCAGUAGUUAUAGGCCUGUCUUUUGGAGCUCAAUGGCCUGUCCUGUUUGCUGUCAUCUCAGAGCUCUUUGGUCUCAAGUAUUAUGCCACUCUAUACAAUUUUGGGGCAGCUGCAAGUCCACUGGGGUCCUAUCUUCUCUCAGUCAGAGUAGCUGGAAAAUUAUAUGAUAAAGAAGCCAGAAAACAGCUGCAUACUUCUCAAUCUCUGUCAAUUUCCAGAACUCUGUUACAGGCAGCUCAUGCACCAGCACCUUCUCAGAGUAAACUUACCUGUAUAGGACAUGACUGUUUUCGUCUUAGUUUUAUCAUAAUGACACUAGUCUCAUUAUUUGGGUCUAUUAUUUCAGCCAUUCUUGUGGUGAGAACAAGGAAGUUCUAUCAGAGUGACAUUUAUGCCAAGUUCAGAGCUGAGGCUGAAAAGUCUCUACAAGAGGAGGAGGUGCCCCAAAUCACAAAUGGGAAACAUUGAAAUACAGAAGAUAUAGCCAACUGUCAUAAAAAAAUUGUUGGUGAAACAGAACACAAUGAAAGUUGUGAUUCACACUUGUCUGCUCUUUAAGAGAUCUAUUUAAGAAGGGCCCAUAGUUUUGAUAGCUGUAUUGACUAAACGGUACAGUGCAUGUAAGGUUAAGUUUGAACACUGUUACUGGUAUAAAUACAUCUUAUUUUGUUUC
This is a messenger RNA of Cryptomeria japonica (Japanese cedar), 2381 nucleotides long. RefSeq lists its product as uncharacterized. NCBI's taxonomy places the organism in Eukaryota, Viridiplantae, Streptophyta, Pinopsida, Cupressales, Cupressaceae. Gene Ontology annotation, cellular component: membrane. The record is from RefSeq and is a predicted model, not a curated record. Bases 338 to 2176 code for a protein of 612 amino acids. The transcript has a single exon.